AUGAAGUGCGCUCUCGUCAUCUCAGCUCUGGCUGCUCUGGUCGCUGCCGCCGACAAGCCCAAGUUCCUCAACAGCAACUUCCAGGUUAUCGAGGGUAAGCAAUUCACUUUGGAGUACGACGGCUGUGUAGGCGGCUGCACCAUCGUUCUUCAGAACGGUCCUCAAAACAACCUUAAGGACGUGAAGACUAUUACCACUAGCGCGACUGGCGGCUCUUUCACCUGGACCCCCGAGCACCUUGCGUCUGGCACCUACGCCAUAAAGAUCAUCAACAACGCCAACAAGGAGUUCAACUAUUCUCAGCAGUUCUCUUACCUCGGCACUGGAGCUACCGUCACGGCUUCUGGCGCCAGCACGACUGGCUCUGCGACUGGCUCUUCGACCGGCUCCGCUACUGCUUCUACUGAGGCCUCGUCCACUGUCAGCAUCACUGCGAGCAGGACGGAGAGCUCUACUGCGAGCAGCACAGCUAGCACCACCAUUUCUACUGUCACCAGUUCUGCCACCUCUACCAGCGGCUCUUCCACCACUUCGGCCCCUUCUUCCACGACUUCCCAGUCAUCCACUUCCAUCAGAUCUACUACCUCUGCCACCACCACCGUUCCCAACGCUGGUGUCCGUGCCACGCCCAUGGCUUUCGUUGCAGGCGCCGUCGCUGCCCUCGCUUACUUCGGUUAG
This is a messenger RNA of Metarhizium acridum CQMa 102, 678 nucleotides long. NCBI's taxonomy places the organism in Eukaryota, Fungi, Ascomycota, Sordariomycetes, Hypocreales, Clavicipitaceae. The record is from RefSeq and is a predicted model, not a curated record.